CAUCGCUUGUGGUAUCGUUCAACCGUCCCAUGCAAGGGCCAUACUCCUUGAACGCACUGUGAGAACGCACUGUCACUAGAGUUGAAGUUUCCAAGGACAGGCCCACAUCGGUAUCCAAAGACGUGCCUAUCAACUUUGAUAUGAAUCCCCUCGUGUUAUACAUAGAACAGGAUUCGAAUUGAGACUAUGACUGAAGCACAGAAAACUUCAACAAAAACAAAGCAUCGUUGCCUGAGUGGAAAUUUCGCGCCCAUCCAUCGCCAACUUCCAAUAACACCAUGCACAUACACUGGAACUAUCCCUGUCGAGUUCCACGGUGGUCAAUAUGUACGAAAUGGCGGAAACCCGAGCUUCGGUGAUCAUUCAUCAGAGGAUGUCCACAUGUUCGAUGGCGACGGCAUGCUGAGCGGUAUCUGGUUCCAGCUUGAUAACCAGACAAAGACCGCUGAGCCAUGUUUCGUGAACCGGUACAUAUUAACAGAUGUCUAUCUUGGGGCCAAGUCGAUGCCUAAUUUACGAUUGCCUAUACUACCGAGUAUCGCAACAUUGACUCAUCCAUUGAGAUCUACAAUUGGGACAUUUUUCAGGCUUUGCCGAUUUCUGGCCCUCAUAGCGUGGUCUUUUAUCAGCGCCGACAAGCACAAGAUUCGCAAGAUUAGUGUUGCGAAUACGGGUAUUACCUACCAUGAUAACAGAGCGUUGGCAACGUGUCAAACGGGGCCGCCGAUGAGAGUUCAAUUACCCGGUUUGGAUACGAUUGGUUGGUUUAAUGGGGAUUCUGCUGUGAAUGAAGAGGAAGUCUCGAGACAGGAUAAAGAUGCCUUUGGGUGCACUGGACCAUUUGGUUUCCUGAAAGACUGGACGACAGCUCACCCUCAUGUCGAUCCAGUCACAGGGGAUCUCAUCUCAUUCCAAUCAUCUUUCCUACCACCAUUUGUAUGGUACUCUCUAAUUCCCAAAACAACAACUCCCAACUCACAAACACACGCAUUACACGCCCCAGUGCCAGGAGUAUCAAUCCCAAAAUUAAUGCACGACUUCGGAGUUUCCCCAACUCACACCAUAAUCCUGGACCUCCCCAUGACCCUCGAUCCCACGAAUAUGCUCCGAGGCCGACCAAUAAUCCACUACGAUCGAAACUCACCAUCCCGAUUCGGCAUCUUUCCUCGCCGAAAUCCCGAACAAGUCCGCUGGUUUGAGACAGAACCAUGCUUCAUUUUUCAUACCGCCAGUACCUGGGAUGAACCUGCUUCAAAAAUUAAUGAGGACUGCAAAGUUGAAGUUGAAGCUGUUAGUAUGGUUGCUUGUCGAUACACGAAUGGCAACAUGCUUUAUUCCAUGGGUGCUAUCAAGCCGAUUGAGAAGGAGAAUUGUGAUAGUCAGAUAUACUAUUACCGAUUCCUUCUUUCUGACACGAAGAAAAACAUGAUAACACAACAAAUGGCUCUAUCUGCUAUACCAUUCGAAAUGCCAAUCGUUCCGGCGAUUUACGCCAACACCGGUCCAAAGUUCAUUUACGGGUGUUCUUCGCGAGAUGCGAUAUUCGGGGCUGAAACCGGUGAACCGAUGAAAGUUGACUGUCUCGUCAAGAUCGACGUACAGACUUUAAUCAGUCGGGGGAUAGACGAAGACACCCAAUCCAUUGACGGCUGCGUCGACAAAAGAAAUAUUCAAGAGAUAAUAUCCAGCGAAGAUCCAGAAGAUCCGAUCAAAAUCUUCCAAGCUCCGCAGGGAUGGUACGCACAAGAACCCCAGUUCGUUCCGCGAGAGGAUGCAAAGGAGGAAGGUGAUGGGUACCUUUUGACUUUGAUGUUUGAUAAAUCUCAACUAGACGCGGAUGGACAUGCUAGUGAAAACACCAGAAGUGAAUUGUGGAUUAUUGAUGCUCGAGAUAUGAGAACUGUGGUUGCGAAGAUCUUUCUUCCGCAGCGGGUUCCUUAUGGGUUUCAUGGGCAUUGGUUUAGUAGGGAGGAGAUUGAUAAGCAACGACCGUAUGUUCGUUUACGAACGGAAAAGAAAGAAGAGCCGAAGGGAGAAUGAAGCACUUGAAUUUGCGUAUGGAAGGCACAUGUACACCC
Penicillium subrubescens is the source of this 2078-nucleotide messenger RNA. RefSeq names its product carotenoid oxygenase family protein. The record is from RefSeq and is a predicted model, not a curated record. The transcript has 3 exons. Gene Ontology annotation, molecular function: carotenoid dioxygenase activity. Lineage: Eukaryota; Fungi; Ascomycota; Eurotiomycetes; Eurotiales; Aspergillaceae. The coding region runs from base 187 to 2040 and encodes 617 amino acids. Gene Ontology annotation, biological process: carotene catabolic process.